CCCGGGGCGGGGGUCCGGGCUGGUAGCCGGUGCGUUUCCAGGGUUUUCCUGAAGAAAAUGCACGCAGCGUUUCCACUAGAUGACGGCCUUUGCUUCCCCUAGGACCCGGCAGUUGGGUUGUGGAGUGUGUUACUGAUUCAUCCUCUCUCUGCCUCUGUCAUCACAGGUUUAAACUUAAACGAUCGCUCUCGGAGGAGGAGGGGACCCGCCGCGCGAUUGACAGUAUAUUCCUGCAGGCGCCGUCCCUCCGCUCCCACCCCGCGGCCGGAUUCCCGUGUCUCUGCUCCGGGCUGAAACCCGAGAAGAAAUCCUUAAAUCUCUUUCUUUACAACAAAUACGAAUCGAGAAAUCAUCGGCGUUUUGCCUUGGCGUUUCCUAUUGGAAAGAUGAAGAAGUUUUUCGACUCCAGGCGGGAGCAGGGCAGCUCUGGCCUGGGUUCAGGCUCCAGCGGAGGAGGGGGCAGCAGCUCAGGCCUGGGCAGCGGCUACAUCGGAAGGGUCUUCGGCAUCGGGAGGCAGCAGGUCACCGUGGACGAGGUGCUGGCGGAAGGUGGAUUCGCUCUCGUCUUUCUGGUGAGAACAAGCAAUGGGGUGAAAUGUGCCUUGAAACGUAUGUUUGUCAACAAUGAGCAUGACCUCCAGGUGUGCAAGAGGGAAAUCCAGAUCAUGAGGGACCUAUCAGGGCACAAGAACAUCGUGGGCUACAUUGACUCUAGUAUCAACAAUGUGAGCAGUGGCGACGUAUGGGAAGUUCUCAUUCUCAUGGACUUCUGCAGAGGAGGCCAGGUGGUAAACCUGAUGAACCAGCGUCUCCAGACAGGCUUUACAGAGAAUGAAGUUCUGCAGAUAUUCUGUGACACUUGCGAGGCUGUUGCCCGCCUGCAUCAGUGCAAAACUCCUAUUAUCCACCGGGACCUGAAGGUUGAAAAUAUCCUCUUGCAUGACCGAGGCCACUAUGUCUUGUGUGACUUUGGAAGUGCCACCAACAAAUUCCAGAAUCCACAGGCCGAGGGAGUCAAUGCAGUAGAAGAUGAAAUUAAGAAAUACACAACGUUGUCCUAUCGAGCCCCAGAAAUGGUCAACUUGUACAGUGGCAAAAUCAUCACUACGAAGGCAGACAUUUGGGCUCUUGGCUGUUUGUUGUAUAAAUUAUGCUACUUCACUUUGCCAUUUGGGGAGAGCCAGGUGGCAAUUUGUGAUGGAAGCUUCACAAUUCCCGAUAACUCCCGAUAUUCACAAGAUAUGCACUGCCUUAUUAGGUAUAUGUUGGAACCAGACCCUGACAAAAGGCCGGAUAUUUACCAGGUUUCUUACUUCUCAUUUAAACUACUCAAGAAAGAGUGCCCAGUUCCAAAUGUACAGAACUCUCCCAUUCCUGCAAAACUUCCUGAACCAGUGAAAGCCAGUGAGGCAGCUGUAAAAAAGACACAGCCAAAGGCCAGACUGACAGAUCCCAUUCCCACCACAGAGACUUCCAUCGCACCCCGCCAGAGGCCUAAGGCUGGGCAGACUCAGCCAAACCCAGGAAUCCUUCCCAUUCAGCCAGCCCUGACUCCUCGUAAGAGGGCUACUGUUCAGCCCCUACCUCAGGCUACAGGACCCAGCAAUCAGCCUGGCCUUCUAGCCAAUGUUCCCCAACCUAAAACCCAAGCCACACCUAGUCAACCUCUUCAGUCAUCUCAGACCAAGCAGCCACAAGCUCCACCCACCCCACAGCAGACACCUUCUACCCAGACCCAAGGUCUGCCCACCCAGGCCCAGGCCACACCCCAGCACCAGCAACAGCUCCUUCUCAAGCAGCAGCAGCCACAGCAGACAGCACCACAGCAGACAGCACCACAGCAGACAUCAGGCACCUUUUACCAGCAGCAGCAGGCACAGCAGCCGCAGCCACAGCAGCAGCCGCAGCAGCAGCCGCAGCAGCAGCAGCAGGCUCAGACUCAGACUCAGCAGUUUCAGGCAAUACAUCCAACAGCCCAGCAGCCAGUUACUGCACAGUUCCCUGUGGUGUCCCAGGGAGGCUCUCAGCAACAGCUGAUUCAGAACUUCUACCAGCAGCAGCAGCAGCAGCAGCAGCAGCAGCAGCAGCAGCAGCAGCAACAGCUGAUGACUCAGCAGGCUGUCCUGCAGCAGAAGACUGCUGUUGUAGUUCCACAGCCUCAGGCACAGCCGGCCGCAGCCCCACAGCCAGCUGCUGCCCAGGAGCCUGCGCAGAUUCAAGCCCCAUCAAGACAACAGCCAAAGGUUCAGACAACUCCACCCCCAACUAUCCAAGGACAGAAAGUUGGAUCUCUUACUCCUCCAUCUUCUCCCAAAACCCAACGUGGUGGGCACAGGCGGAUUCUCAGUGAUGUAACCCACAGUGCAGUCUUUGGGGUUCCUGCCAGCAAAUCAACCCAGCUGCUCCAAGCAGCUGCAGCUGAGGCCAGUCUCAAUAAAUCGAAGUCUGCAACCACCACUCCCUCAGGCUCUCCACGGACUUCACAACAGAAUGUCUCUAAUGCUUCAGAAGGCUCCACAUGGAAUCCUUUUGAUGAUGACAACUUCUCCAAACUCACAGCUGAAGAGCUGCUGAACAAGGACUUCGCCAAGCUGGGGGAAGGAAAGGUUCCUGAGAAGCUGGGUGGCUCUGCAGAGAGCUUGAUCGUAGGCUUCCAGCCAACGCAAGGAGAUGCCUUUGCCACCUCCUCGUUUUCUGUUGGAACUGCUGAGAAAAGGAAGGGUGGGCAGGCUGUGGACUCUGGCAUCCCACUCCUAAGCGUGUCUGAUCCUUUCAUUCCUCUUCAAGUACCUGAUGCUCCAGAAAAACUAAUCGAGGGACUCAAAUCUCCUGAUACUUCUCUUCUGCUCCCUGAUCUCUUGCCUAUGACAGAUCCUUUCGGCAGCACUUCCGAUGCUGUGAUUGAAAAGGCCGAUGUUGCUGUUGACAGUCUCAUACCUGGACUGGAGCCUCCUGUUGCCCAGCGCCUCCCAUCUCAGACGGAGUCUGUGACCUCGAACCGCACAGACUCUCUCACUGGGGAAGACUCUCUGCUUGACUGUUCUCUGCUUUCUAACCCCACUGCUGACCUUCUGGAAGAGUUUUCCCCCAUAGCACGCUCUGCUCCCACUCACAGAGCUGCAGAAGAUAGUAAUCUCAUCUCAGGUUUUGGUGUUGCUGAGGGCUCGGAAAAGGUGGCAGAAGAUGAGUUUGAUCCUAUUCCUGUACUGAUAACCAAAAACACACAAGGUGGGCACUCUAGAAACAGCAGUGGGAGCUCUGAGUCCAGUCUUCCCAACCUAGCCAGGUCUUUGCUGCUGGUGGAUCAGCUCAUAGACCUGUAGCCGUGAGCCAGUAGCAGACGCAGUUCUGUAACCUUCAUGCCGUAAUACACAUUUUCAUUACGGAGUUAUGAGAAAAAUGAUUUUUUUUUAAUCUGCAAAUAAGGGGCCCUCGAGCCCCUUUCUCCUACCCCUUGCCUUCUCCUAUAGAAAUGUUAAGGAACGAAAAAUCUCUGACCCUCCAGAUCCGUUCCUUGGCCAGCGCCUCUCGUUAGUUUGCUGUGUUUCCUCAUUCCCCAUCUUCAAUAGCAUUAUCUUAACUCAAGUGCUAACUGCCCUGAGCUUCACCUCUGCUGGAAUCCACUCACAGAAGCUUGACUGUCACUGAGCCUGUGAUGGACACAUUGUCUCAUUCUUGCUAGGAAUGGCCCCCAUGUCAGUCCUAUAGCCUGUCUCCAGAUGCUGAUGAAUGUGUGUCCAUUCUUGCUUUUUAUCUUGAUGCAGUAUCAUGAGGGCAUGGUAGCUAUGGCUGGCCUUACAUCCAGGCAGAAGUCUGGAGACAGGCCAAAACUAAUAGGAUGUGUUUGUGAAGAGAAAUUGGGCUCAGCUCUCGCCAGCCAACUUUGACCUUGUUUGGUAAUAGAAUGAGCCAAGGGAUCUUAUGCCCAUGCAACCUUCCCAGCGUUUGUCUAGCUAUCUGGCUUCCACUGAAUCGCGAUUUUUCAAAUCUGGAGGUGUGUCUGCAAGUGCUUGAGAUCCUUGAAUAAAUGUGUAUGUGAUAUAAAUACCAAGCAUUGCCAUCCCUCUGUGGUACCUGGCUCAAGGUGGGAUCUCAGAAUUAGACCAAAACAAGACAGUGCUGGGAACAUAAUACCUUUUACUAGAAGACUUUUCAUGGGGGGUGGAUGGGGAAGGGAAGGAAUUGUAGCAGAACAGAUGUAUUUUUCUUGUGAUUUUUUUAUUUUGAAUCAAAUAUUGUAAAUUGUGUAUAAAUGAAGAUGCUGAAUAGUUCCGUUUCCACUUGGCAUUUCAAGUCUGGCAUCAGGUGUCUGUACAGGGUUUUGAUCUCUUUCCCUUGUAUAACCACAUAGCAUUCCUACAGUGUAACACAUGGAAUUAUUUAAGUAGAGUGUAUGUCUUGCUCUAAGCUUUCAGCGGGCCUCUGUCUCUGUAGAACCAAGCAUGUUGUUUAUUUUCAGAUAAUCAGAAGUAAGUGUGCUGGGCACAGUUUGACUGUGGCUGCUUACCUUCUCUCUGGUAUUAAGUUAAAGGCUGAAGCUGACGGAAUGUGUGCAGUAGCUUCCCUUGGCUUCCUAGACUUAAGAGACCAAGCAGAGUAGCUCUUCACCAACCUUAGACUACUGUCCAUGGUUAAAUAAAGGCCUGCAGUCGCCCUACAACAUGCCCCUGUCACCCUGUGUACUUAUUCAUCAAGGUGUGUUUCAUUUCCUUAUGUGGGGAGCACUUUUGUAAAAUCACCCUUUAGAAGAGGAGUGGGCACAGAGAACCCCUUCCUCAAGUGCCAUCCUCCAGGGUUGGAAGGGAAACUCUGAGUUCAUCAGAUCUGUACAAAUAAAAUCCCACCUCUGUUGGCUUGUUCUCUGCUACUUUGAUUGUUCUUGCUCACGUUGCACUUUAAGUGGUGGGGAACCAGCAGCAACACGAGCCUGCAAACACUGCCCUCUGGAGGGCCGCCGUUGUCUCCAGCAAUGUGACAGCAGGAAGAGUGGACACUCGGUCUUCCUUCUUCCUUCUGACUUUAAAUACUUCCUGUGCCAGCUGACCUAGAUGAGCUGAGGAAAGACCUCUGCUAGAAGAAAUGGUUUCCACAAGUGAGCGAGGCAUGGUGUGCAGCAAGGAUGGAGAUAUCACGAAGAGCUUUCCACAAGUGGGCUGCAGGGAAGCAGGACUUGGCUAACCCCGUGGUGGACAGGAAAUGGUUGUGUCCUCUUUAUCGGACGUAGAAAGAAUGUAUAAACUAAUGAAGGAAAUGUUUAUUUUUAAAUAAGGAUAAUGGUUUAGGUCUGUGUUUUCAUAUUUGUUUUUUUUUUCUCAUGCAAACUGUAGCAAUAUAAUGAAGUGUUUACUUUCUCAGUUUAAUUACAGCAAUGAAGGGUGCAGCCUAGAAAUUAGGUUAAGUGUCUCUAAAAUGUUCUUUCGUGUGUCACCCAUAAUUACAUUGAGAUAUAUUGUCUAGUCAUUGGCUCAAUAAGGUUUAAUGGAGACACUAAUGAAAAUUAACAGACUCUUGCCAAGGAAGAUGGUAAUGCCUGGGUGAGAUAGCAAGAGACCUGGACUGAUUCUUCAGGAGUAAGGCAUUGGCGAGCAGAGCUAUUUUUCUGUUGAGGAAUACAUUCUGGUGACUUGGUCGGUACAGCCUUCCUUAGAUUGUUCUAACCCUAAGCUGAGCAAGUGACUUGAGAAGAGCAUAGUGUGUGGUAGCUGGAGACGCAUGGAGCAAGUCUGAACUAUAAGGGGGGCUGUGUGACUGUCUGCUGGCCCGUUUCUUUUGUCUUACCUGUGUGGGCAUGAGCUGAUGAAGGCAGGCUGGUGAGAGAAUGGGCAGGGGAAACUCAGGCUUCUGGGACCAAAGCUAGAUCCUGGCUUAUGACCUUGAACAGGCAUUUUAGUUCCCAGAGCUACUGAUGGCUUUUAACACAGAAUGAGUUUAGAUAGGUGCUAUCAGAGACAGAAACAUAGCAUCAUUAUGCUGUGUUUAGAAGGACUAUGAAGGAUCAUAUAAUCCAGAUGUCCUUCUGGUAGCUUCUGUGCUCUUGCCAUUCCUACAGUUUUCAUCAGCCUUUACUCACAGAGGAGUAGACUGAGCAAUUACUAACCUUGUUGCUAUUUGAAUUACCCGAAUAAAAGCCCACAACAAAAGCUUGGAAAUAGAUUUUUCCUUCUGUAAUAUUAAGCACACACAACCUUACCUAUUGCAGUAAAACAGAAUAUUUUUAUUAUUUUAAUCUAUAUAAUCAGGGAUUUGCUGUUAAAAUAUGGACAAAUACAUUGUGCACAUUUUUUAUUUGACCUCCUCUCUGCUGAUUGGAAGUAAUUAGUAUACCAGAAAGUGUAUCACAAAUUGGUAUUUCUCCACCCCAGAAAACCAAAUCUAAUUCCUGAAGUUUCUAAAAAUAUGGUCUUCAGAGAAGAUGAGGUAUAAAUAGUCACUCUAAGUACUAUUAUAAUUAUUAAAAUGAUUUCUGAAAUAAGCAUAUCAGAAAUGUUUAAUGUGAUUGAAUGUUCCCUUUGGAAGCAUCUGAUUUUGCUUGGGAAGUAAGUGCUGACCCUAACAAGGCAGGCCAGUUCCAUCAGAGUUGUUGAAACUCUUGUUCCUAGACAAAGCAUCACCAGAUAAGGUAGCAUGAACAUGGCUGCAUUUUUCUUAGUAGCCUAACUUAACAGCAUCUUUUUUCUUAUCUGUUUUCCCCAACACCUCUGCCUCUGAAUAACACUGAGCUAUUCCAAAAAGCAAAACCACUGAUAGAUGAAGAGCAGUUAUCACUGAAAACAUUGAAACUUCACAGGCAAUUUCUAGAGAAGACCUCAGCCAAAAGGGAUUUCAGCACCACUCUAAGUAAGGGAAGACUUAAAGAUUAUUUAAGUCUUCAAGACUUAAAUAAAGGUAACAGGUUUUUAAACUCCUGUGAAAGAGAUUGUCACUCUGCUCAUUGGCAUUUCAUAUUGGACUUGGCUCUUCCUGAUCAGAUAUGAAUUCUAGAACUUCUAUUACUAAUAAUUGAAAGAAAAAAAUCCAAAAGGUAAUCUGUUUUUAUUUGUUUUUUUGAGAUUUUUGUGGUUUGCAGUUUUCAUUUCCCAUGCUCCUCAUGAUAAAUGUUUGUUCUGAGUCAAACCAACACAGCCUUCCCCCCAGGUCAGGAUUAGUUCUGUCUUCAGCAAGGCUGUGGGAAUGAGGGGACUUUUGAGAUGGGAAUGGUAGUCCAUGCUCAGCUGAACAAAUGGAUACUGUAGACAAGCUAAAAUCCCUGUGACAAAGUUUCUCUGGCAUGCAAGAGUCUUAAAGCUUCCUGGUCUGCAAGAUGACCCAGUCUCUUGCCACUGACAUGGAGUUUGGGGAAUGACCCAGAACACUGAGUUAAGCAAUCAGAGCUGCCUGACAUAAGGUUUAGUGUGGAGUGUUUAGCGGGACACUUAAGAUACUGCAAACUAAUUUAUAUCCCUCUCUAGAGACUAAUUUUACCAGUGCAAAAUUAGACCCUUCCUUUCUGUGAUGAUAAUGUUCCCCAAGUUGAAUGUACUUGGCUUUUGUAAACUGAAUGAGUCCCAGGUGGCCUCCAUUUCAAAGUCUGUAACAAGAUAUCCUAUGUAGUUUCCCCCUGGGUUUCCUUUCUCUAUGGGGGAGGGGUGAGGCCUGUAGGCUACUUGGGUAAUGCUAACUCAUGCAGAGUUCCCACAGGGUUGACAGUUGGUCAGGGAGAAGCCUUUCCUUGGGUCUCACUUUGAUGCAGUGUCCUGGAUUCACUGUCUGUGGGUAUUCUCCUCUGCCCUGUUGGUACAUGCCUUUGUCACCUUGGAUGGAUUCUUACUUUAGGUCUUUAACUUGUCUUCCUCAGGGAAGCAAAGCAAAGUGAUGUAAUGAAGCUAUCUUGUGUGGUAAAAUGUGAAAAAUGAAUACUGCUUCGCAAGUAUUGUAUAAAUAAGUCUGUAAACAAAUUUCUUAUGUAAACAUACAGAGGAAUAAAGCUUUUAUCUGUUCA
Messenger RNA from Psammomys obesus (fat sand rat), 7978 nucleotides. RefSeq names its product AP2 associated kinase 1 (gene Aak1). The record is from RefSeq and is a predicted model, not a curated record. The coding region runs from base 387 to 3323 and encodes 978 amino acids. NCBI's taxonomy places the organism in Eukaryota, Metazoa, Chordata, Mammalia, Rodentia, Muridae. Gene Ontology annotation, biological process: protein phosphorylation. The transcript has 21 exons. Gene Ontology annotation, molecular function: protein kinase activity; ATP binding.